UAAAAAAUAUUAUUGAAGUUAGUUUGAUGGGUAUGGGCGAAGCAUUUCUUUUAGGCAAUUUUAUUUAAGAGAGCGCCACACCCAAUUUUGGAACUAAUAACAUAUCCAAUGACCACCAUAUUUGUGCCUAUGAAGUGAAGUAUUGAGCUGGACUGCAGAUAAACCUCAACAUCUCUUCCACAAUACUAGAAACGAGCUCUUGAUUACUACGUUGGAUUGACUAUGUCAACUAUUGAGGAACGUACGGCAUAUGAAAAGAAUCCGUAUUUCACUGGACAUAUAUAUGGAAAUUUUUCUCCUUUUUAUGUGACCAUCGCUGUUUGCACUGUUGUUCUUGUUUCCAUUAUUAUAAUAAAUAUUGUCUUAGGGUGUUGCUCAAGACAUCGCAAAUACUGGCAAGAUAGGCAUACAGGCAAUCGCUGGCUGGUUUCUAUUUGGUCAGCUACACCACACUUGCAACCUCCCUUGGAUUUUACUGAGCUAAAAGACGCCUCCUAUUUUGAAAAAUUCUAUCCGAAGCCACAAAUCUUCAGUGAAGAUAUCGAAGCACAGGAAGCCCCAGUAUAUCAGCCGGAUUUGCAGCCUCAUAUUGAACCACAUUCACAUCAAUUGCAUCAACAACGUCCACCGCGUCCUGAAGGCCGUACUUUACAGCAGCAGCAACAACGAGAGGAAUACGUAGAAUUGCAGAAGCGCGAAAGUGACAUUUAA
Molecule: messenger RNA, 711 nt
Organism: Anastrepha obliqua
Lineage: Eukaryota; Metazoa; Arthropoda; Insecta; Diptera; Tephritidae
Gene: wrm1
Exons: 4
Coding region: 223-711 (162 amino acids)
Source: RefSeq, a predicted model, not a curated record